AUCAUUUCUGUUCUGUCCUCCUCCAUUUAUUCAAACACAAUCAAAACCAACCAAAGAAAUAUUAAGCAAAACUUCCAUGGAAGGUUUGAUUCCUUACCUUCUUCACGCACUCAAGAAAGAUAAGCCCAGAAAUAGCUACAGAAGCUUUUCCGACACCUCCAACAGAAGCUACCACCGCCUUUCAAACGAAUCUAUUCAUAAUUUGGCUGAAGGAUCAUCUCACCGCCGUACUCGAUCAGAGUUUCAACCACCUCCGGCUCUGAAUUUCUUGGAACAGAGAUCGCGUAGCUACAACAACAGAGGUUUUCCUUCGCCGACUUUAAUGGCCGUCGUCGACGAUAGUAAGGACUCUUCUCCUAGUUUCCAAACUUAUAAUUUGGGGAUGGAUGGUUCUUCUGGUAUGAGGAGGAAGAAGAUCAAUCAUGUUUCUAAGUGAAAUCUCUUUAUUACAUUAAUAUAUGUAUAUCAUCAAAUUGAUUUGAUUUUUAUGUGUAAUUAUACUGUUUAUUUAAGGGUAAUGAAGUUUCACUUGCAAUUAA
Molecule: messenger RNA, 539 nt
Organism: Cannabis sativa
Lineage: Eukaryota; Viridiplantae; Streptophyta; Magnoliopsida; Rosales; Cannabaceae
Exons: 1
Coding region: 77-436 (119 amino acids)
Source: RefSeq, a predicted model, not a curated record